AUGCUUGGUGCUGUUCGCCGUUUUGGCGUCACCCAGGCUCUGCGGGCAUCUGCCCCGCGCGCGCUGUCCAUAGGUUGGGCGUCGCAAUUGCUCAAAUGGCAGCCUCCGACCAGCCGAUCCCCUGUCCUGAGCCGUGCGCUUCACACCACAUUUCCUGCUCUGAAUGCCGCAGCCUCGGGAGUUGCUGCGGAAAUUCAGACAUCAAGUGAGUCGGAGCUUGUCACGGAGUUCGAAGAUUUGAAGACAAAGGGGUUGAUUGAUCCCUUCAUCAUCCGCAACAUCACUGAACGGAUGGGCUUGAAGACGAUGACUGAGGUGCAGAGCCAAACCAUCAAUCAAAUGCUUAGUGGCGAGGAUGUCCUGGCUCAAGCGAAGACUGGAACCGGCAAGACUCUUGCUUUCCUUCUCCCUACCCUGCAGAACAUUCUCAGCGAUCCUACACUGCAAAAGAAGCCUUCCAGCAGAAAGUUUCAGUCUCAUGGAAGAAACCGUUCUUUUGUGGGCUCUUCCGAUAUUCGCGCCCUCAUCAUCUCUCCUACACGUGAGCUUGCUGAGCAGAUCGCCGCUGAGGCAAUCAAAGUCGCCCAGGGAACGGGUCUAGUCGUACAAACUGCCGUCGGUGGCACUCAUAAACGAUCUGGUUUGAUGAGAAUCCAACGAGAUGGCUGCCACCUGCUUGUCGGUACUCCUGGCCGCAUCAAGGACAUUUUGUCGGACCCCAGCAGCGGUGUCUCAGCCCCCAAACUGAACACCCUAAUUCUAGAUGAGGCCGAUCGCCUGCUAGACCAGGGUUUUGCCCCUGAGAUUGCGCAAAUCCAGGAUCUCCUUCCCGAUCCUUUCAAGGUGGACCGCCAGACUCUGAUGCUCUCAGCCACCGUCCCAAAAGAAGUAAUGACGAUGGUGAAGCGAACUAUGAAGCCGGGCUUCAAGUUUGUUAAGACUAUCCGAGAAGAUGAGGUUCCUACUCAUCUUCGGGUGCCCCAGAAGGCUGUCUUUCUUCGUGGAUAUGAAAAUGCCCUCCCUGCUGUUCUCGAGCUGGCCAAGAACUACCAGGCCCUACAGGCAGUCGAUGAAACCAUGCGUCCAUUCAAGGCCAUGGUUUAUUUCAACUCCACAAAUGAAGUCAACCUUGCUGCUGAGGCCUUCUGGGCUCUGCGUAGCGAUUCAGCUGAUGGACGCAGCCGAUCGCCUCUAGGUCGCCUGCGCGUUCUGCAAAUCCAUUCGCGUCUGACCCAGGCGCAGCGAACGAACAGUGCGAACAACUUCCGCCGUGCUAGUGAAGCUAUCCUGUUUUCUUCGGAUGUCACCGCCCGUGGUAUGGAUUUCCCCGACGUCACUCACGUCAUCCAGGUUGGUGUGCCCCGAGACCGGGAGACCUACAUUCAUCGCAUUGGCCGUACUGGUCGUGCCAAUAAGUCCGGCGAGGGCUGGGUUUUCCUGCAUGAUGGCGAAUACGAUUUCUUCCAGCAGAAAAUGGGUGAUCUGCCCAUAAAUGAAGACAGCAAGUCCCUUCCAGCUGCUAUGGAGAACAUGUCCCGUGACUUGCAGGACGCCUCUCCCGCCGUGGCUGAGACUAUCACUCAGAUCAAGGAUGCAAUGAACGAACUUUCCCCGAUCCUGCGUGAGACUACAUACCGUUCCCAACUGGGUACGCUUACUUCGAGCUUCUCCAGCCGACGCACCGCAGUCCAGGCCCUCAAUAGCCUAGCCAUUAACGGCUACUGCCUGUCUGAGCCUCCGACCGUGAAGGCCAGCAUUGCUCGCAAUCUCGGAAUUGACCGUGUCAAGGAGCUGAGAAUCGAAGAUGGACCUCGCCGUAAUCUUGACCCCUUGAAUUCGGUUCGGAGGGGACGUGAUUUCGAUCGCCGUGGCGGCAGUUCUAACCGUGGCUCCAGUUCCAACCGUGGCGGGUUCUCUCGCUUCGGCGAGGGUCGCGGUUCCAGUCGCAACGGUAGCCUCUACGGUGCUCGUUCUAAUUACUAA
This is a messenger RNA of Penicillium macrosclerotiorum, 1983 nucleotides long. It is a transcript of the gene helA, whose product is annotated as putative DEAD box RNA helicase HelA. NCBI's taxonomy places the organism in Eukaryota, Fungi, Ascomycota, Eurotiomycetes, Eurotiales, Aspergillaceae. The record is from RefSeq and is a predicted model, not a curated record. The coding region runs from base 1 to 1983 and encodes 660 amino acids. Gene Ontology annotation, molecular function: nucleic acid binding; ATP binding. Gene Ontology annotation, cellular component: mitochondrion. The transcript is spliced from 2 exons.